AUGUGGCACCUUGAACACAAGAAAGAGAAAAUCGUCAAGGCCCUUAUCAGGACCUGUGAUAAGGAGGAGUCCAUUGAGGCUGGUGACGAUACUCCUGAAAUGAAGGACAUUCGAGUGUGGAGGCAAAUGGCAAAGAAGAGGAAGCUGCUGAAGAAAAGGCAGACAAUAGAGGACAGAAUAAAACGCAAGAAGGAGAAGCAGAGACAAAGACAAAAGUGGACAAAGAAAGAGAGAGAAAGAAGGGAUGGGAAAGGAGCACGUAAGUGGAAGAAGAAAGGAGAGGAGGAAGACACAGAAAGUGAGGAGAGUGAAAGAGAAGAGGACACAGAAAGAUCUGGAUCUGUUCCAAAGAAAAGCCUCAUGUCAAACCUGAAAACGUGGUACCUGAAACAACAGAAGGAGAAAAUCGUCAAGGCCAUUAGCAAGACCCGUGACAAGGAGGUGGCCAUUGAUGUUGGUGAUGAUACUCAUGAGAUGAAAGAGAUAAGAGUAUGGAGACAACAGGCCAAGAGGAAGAUGCUGCUGAAGAAACAGCAAGAACUGGAGGAAAAAAUACAACACAGGUUUACAUGUCAUCACAAACAGAAGAGCAAAGAGUGUGGAUGGAAACAAUAAUGUAUCUUAGGCAGCACAAUUUAAUAUAUUUAUUUUUAUAAUUUAAUUUGAUAUAAUUUAAUACUAGAUUAACUUAAUCAAAUGUAAAUAGAAAUUAUAUUUUUAUAAUCUAAUUUAAUUUUUAUAUAUUUAUAUUUUAUUAUUAGUCAUAUUUAAUAUUUAGGAUAGAGUAAUUUAUUUUUUAAACUAGUUGUAGAAAUAAUAUAUAGUUAAUAAUAAUAUAUAGUUCUAGAAAUAAUAUAGUUAGAGAAGCAAAAGUUAUUUAAUAUAAAAUAAAGUUAUUGUCCUCCGAUGAGGGGGGGUGGUGGCGGGUCAAAAUUAAAAUAUUUAUUAAGUAUUUUAAUAUUAGUAAUAUUUAAUAUAAUUUAGGAUAAAGCAAUUUAUUUUUUAACUAGUUGUAGAAAUAAUAUAUAGUUAAUAAUUAUAGUUCUAGAAAGAAUAUUAGAGAAGCAAAAUUAACUUCAUAUAGAAUAAAGUUAUUGUCCUCCGAUGAGGGGGGGUGGUGGUGGGUCAAAAUAAAAUUUAAACAAAAAGAAAAAGAAAAGAGAAACAUGAAAAACACUUAAGCACUAUAAAAUAUAAUUGGAUCUAACUAAAUGUAAUAAAAUAUUUUAUUAUUUGUAAUAUUUAAUAUAAUUUAGGAUAAAGUCAUUUAUUUUUUAAGUAGUUGUAGAAAGAAUAUAGCAAAAUUCAUUUAAUAUAGAAUAAAGUUAUUGUCCUCCGAUGAGGGGGGGUGGUGGCGGGUCAAAAUUUUAUUUUAAAAAAAGGAAGAAAUGAGAAACUUGCAAGAUACUUAAACACAUCAAAUCUAUUGCGAUCCAAUAGGUCCUGAUCUGAUCUAAUCUAAUAAGAAAGAGUCCUGAAACAGAAGAGGAAUUAAGCACACUUUAAAUAAUUGUAGUCAGUUUAUGACCAUAAACACCAACACAAGAGUGAACACAUCCUCAUAUGGAGACAGCAAAUGUUGUUUAAACAGACCUACAUCUACUGUCUAACAAAAAUCUAGAUGGAUCUGAUCUAAUCUGUUGUAAUCCACUCUAACCAAGUCAUUAUUUAGGUUCAUGUAGUUCCACCUAAAAUUAAAGUUCAGUUGCUGCUUUAAAAAUGUGAGUGUUGUUACUCCUUCUGUGACCUGAGCCUCUCCAGUGUUUUCUGGUAUUUUCCUCUGCUUCCCUGGAGCCUCUGCCUCUCUGCUCUCUGUGUGUGGAGGAGUGGAGCAUCUUCUGCUUCACCUGUAGCUCAUCGAUUAUUGUUUCAGCUUCACCACGUGGUAACACAUCCGGGCCACCGUAGUUUCUGGUGUUUCUUGUGUCUCUAGUAUUUCUAGUUUUUCUCUAGGUGUUGUUCUCCAGUGUUUUUUGUGCUCUACUGAGUCCAGUCUCAGAACUCACCUGGUCCUUUGCUGCUACUCGCCUCUGUGGCCUGUUCACCUGGUUCGCCGCCAUACCCUGCCAGACCAUUUGCCUGCUCCGAGCCUCCAGUCUCCACUGCUCCUCCCGGGUCACUUCAUUCCUCUGCCGCAUCAGUCCUGAAGGGGGCCCACAGAGACUGCUUAUGUACAGGACCCAGGACUUUGUGCUCUACCCCUGCUGGUGGUCAACACAGAGAUCUGAAGACUUCUGUUGAGAAAGAUGGAGAGGACCCUUACUGUGCUGGAGCCACAAACAGCCACCCAUGGCAUGCUGAAGGGGGAGGACUGAGACACACCCACUGCCCUCUCUAUCUGUCUCUCCCUCUUUCUAUCUCUCCUCUCCUGUACUCCACCCCCCCACCCCCCACUCCCCCACACACAUUCCUGUUACCCAGUGUUCAUUCCUGUUAAUU
Lates calcarifer (barramundi perch) is the source of this 2439-nucleotide messenger RNA. RefSeq lists its product as uncharacterized. Lineage: Eukaryota; Metazoa; Chordata; Actinopteri; Centropomidae. The record is from RefSeq and is a predicted model, not a curated record. Bases 1 to 615 code for a protein of 204 amino acids. The transcript is spliced from 3 exons.